GGUUUACUAAAAGCGUUAUGAUCGUCAACGUCUUCCGUACUGUCAAGUUUCAAUCAAUUCCGUGCGAUGUGACAUUUUUCGCAAACAAAAUCAUACAGUGAGAGAAGCAAUGGUUUUGUCGUAUAUAUGGUCCAGUUCCUCCUCGCUACGGAUAUGUAUAAGACAUACAACAGGUUUGGUAACGAGGAGAUUCAUCGGCAUGAACCGAUUUCGUCGUACUUUACCGCCAACGAUUCUCAAGGAAAUCUUCGGUGGUAACAAAGAGAAGAAGAAAUUCAUGUCCGCUGAUUUUGGCAAAGAUGCCUCCGCUGGAUCUGAUUUACAGAGAGCGGUCAGUUUCGUACCACCCUGUCUGAAGGAAGAAUUGCUGUGCAAAUAUUCGGAGCCGGUGAGAGACUGCUGUCACAAAGUGACGAUCGUGGGGGCUGGUAUGGUCGGCGUGGCCAUCGCGAAUUCGAUUAUCUUUCAGAGAAUUUCCCCGCAUGUCGCUAUAGUAGAUGCAUUCCCAAAGAAACUCGAAGGAGAGGGAAUGGAUUACAGCCACGGUUCCGUAUAUUUAGGAGAUCCACGCAUCGAUUACGAUACAGACUUUUGUAUCUCGAGCAAUUCAAGGGUGGUGAUCCUGGCCGCGGGUGUGCGACAAGUAAAAGGUGAAUCUCGAUUAGACUUGGUGAAACGAAACACUGAGAUAUUGAAGAACAUAAUACCCACCCUGGUCGGUUACAGUCCGAACGCUGUAUUUUUAAUCGUCAGUAAUCCAGUUGACAUUUUGUCGUGGGUCACGUGGAAAGUGAGCGGAUUACCGGCCAAUCGAAUUAUCGGAAGUGGAACUCAUCUCGAUUCAGCGAGAUUUCGAUUCUUGAUCGCCGAACGUUUAGAAAUAGCCCCCAGUGCGAUCCACGCUUACAUCGUGGGCGAACACGGUGACAGUCAGGUUCCACUCUGGUCCGGAGUGAAUGUCGCGGGGGUGCAAUUUCGCGACAUUCUGCCUAACAUUGGACUGGAAACCGACGAGGAAAGAUGGAACGAAAUCGCCAAAGAAGUAGUCAGACUAGGUCCUACAGUGAGAUGUUUGAAAGGAUACUCGAAUACAGCGAUCGGUCUUUCGACAGCCAAUAUUGUGGAUGCUAUAUUGAGCAAUACACAGAGGGUUAUGCCAGUUUCAACCAUGAUCCAAGGUCACCACGAGGUGUGUCACGAAAUGUUCUUAUCCCUGCCCUGUUCCAUAGGCGAGCAAGGGGUCACAAAUAUCGUACGAAUGCGUAUCACAGAGCACGAAAAGAAAUUGUUCCAAACAUCGGCCAAACAUGUUUACAACGUGCAAAAGGAUAUGAAAAUUUGAAAAAUUGUCGAAUCGUCCACGUUCAAAUUGUAACCGUUCGGUCGUGUGUGUUCCAUAUUAUCCUUGUGUCAAAAAUGUCUUUGAAUAUAACAUCUCCUGUGAUAAUCUUA
Osmia lignaria (orchard mason bee) is the source of this 1452-nucleotide messenger RNA. Its product is annotated as L-lactate dehydrogenase. Gene Ontology annotation, cellular component: cytoplasm. Gene Ontology annotation, molecular function: L-lactate dehydrogenase (NAD+) activity. Lineage: Eukaryota; Metazoa; Arthropoda; Insecta; Hymenoptera; Megachilidae. The record is from RefSeq and is a predicted model, not a curated record. Gene Ontology annotation, biological process: pyruvate metabolic process; lactate metabolic process.